Molecule: messenger RNA, 732 nt
Organism: Funneliformis mosseae
Lineage: Eukaryota; Fungi; Glomeromycota; Glomeromycetes; Glomerales; Glomeraceae
Source: the annotation of a GenBank genome assembly
AUGAAUCAGAUGAGGGAUAAGAAUGCUAGCUUUACAAUUAAUGUAUUAAAUGGUCAAUCAGCAACUUUGCUAAUUCCAAAAUCUCCACCUGGAAAAAGCCAAUAUACAAAGUUAUAUUUAAAACUAAAUUUAGACAGGAGUGCUUUCUAUGAUCUCAUUGAUCGCUAUGCUCCUAAAAUUGGGCUUUAUAUUAUCUUAUGUGUCGCAAGAUCAACAUUAUCUGUGAUAAUACUCAUCACAAAAACAUAUCCAAGAAUAAUAAAGGCAAAAAGAAGACAUAAAAUUGUAAAUACUUAUUCAGCUAAUAAUAAGAGACUUGGACAAAAUAAAAAUCUGAUGCCUAACUCAAAAUACCAAGAAUAUAAUUCUGAUGAUCAAAUAAAUUCAUCUGUUAUUGAACCAGAGGUUAUAUCUAAUAUUAAUAUUACAAAGGAAAUUGAACCAAUAUCUAUUAAAAGAAUUGAAUACACUUUUCUUGAUGAAGUUGAUUCUAUUACAGAAAUAAAUAAAACAAAAAAUACUAAAUUGCAAGUUAAAUCAGCAUCUGCUAAAAGAGUAAAGAGAAUGUCAGUUUCUGAUGAUCAUAAUGAAGUUAAAAAAGAUACUAAAUCGCAAGUUAAACUAGUAUCUGUCAAAAGAGUAAAGAGAAUAUCAGUUUCUGAUGAUAAUACUGAACUUGUAACUCAUAAUGAAAUUGAGAAACAUAUCUUACCUCACAAUAUUUUUUCAUAG